This is a messenger RNA of Postia placenta MAD-698-R-SB12, 693 nucleotides long. RefSeq lists its product as hypothetical. The transcript has 3 exons. The annotation marks the transcript as partial. NCBI's taxonomy places the organism in Eukaryota, Fungi, Basidiomycota, Agaricomycetes, Polyporales, Adustoporiaceae. The record is from RefSeq and is a predicted model, not a curated record.
AAGGAGCUAUGGGAGCCUACGCUUGAGACUCUGUUCAGCUUGCGCAAUGGCCGUGAUCCCCCUACCAACGUUAGAGAGGCAUGGGCCUUGGAUUGGCAGAGUCAUGGAGAUUCCGCUGUUUUGAACACGUCUGCUCUCAAAGCAAGGCGUGAAGGCCUCACAAUUGCAGACUGGGCCCACGCCAUAGUCGCCUUUCUGCGCAGCCCCCACAUUGCAGGACAGCGUUUGGUUGCCAUCGGGCACUCUGCAGGAGCGACUGCGCUGAUGUACACCACCAAGCUGCUACCUCCAGAGCACCUGCCAUACGCGGGCAUUAUUCUGGUUGAGGCGCCUCUGAUUGAUAGAGACGUUUUCGAGAAAAACCGGAAGAGACAACAGAUGACAAUCAAAGCGGUACAGAAGGCUGCAACGUCGCGCCGCGAUGUUUGGUCAAGCAAAGAACAGGCCCUCGAAUGGCUUCGCAGCCGUAGACCUUGGAGCACUUGGGACGCCCGAGUUCUCGCGCUGUAUGGAGUGCGUUCCCUGUAUAUUCUGAAUAUAUCAUGCGGUCAUGAUACAUUCAUCCACAGGAGUACGGCAUGUGCCAGGCGCCAGGUGCCCCGCCCGGCUUUGUGUCAACGAAAUGCGACAAGAUGGAGGAGGCUAACAACUACGGCGACGUUGAAAACACGUACGAGGCAACGGAGCAGAUAG